Messenger RNA from Triticum urartu, 1498 nucleotides. RefSeq names its product protein STRICTOSIDINE SYNTHASE-LIKE 4. Lineage: Eukaryota; Viridiplantae; Streptophyta; Magnoliopsida; Poales; Poaceae. Gene Ontology annotation, cellular component: endomembrane system. Gene Ontology annotation, molecular function: hydrolase activity. The record is from RefSeq and is a predicted model, not a curated record.
GGCUCAGGAUAAGUACAGUUCAACCGUGCUAUUCCGGCACGGCACCGCGUUAGUCCAGCACUCCAUCCAGCCUCGGCCCGUGCUGCCAGCCAGUACCACUCGAUCGCCACAGCUUCGUUAUUCACUUCAGUGCUGUCUCGUCAUGGCGCUCGGUGGUCUGUUCGGCACGGCGGCGGUGGCCGUGGUCGUGUCGCUGGCGGUCCACGUCGCGCUCAACUGCCCCAUCCAGCCGCUCCCGUCGCCGCGGCCGCCACCGCCCGCCGCGCGCUACCGGCCUAAUAACCUCCUCCAGGGGCUGGAGAAGCUGGGGGGAGGGCAGCUGAGCGCGCCGGAGGACGUGUACGUGGACGCGGCGGCGGGAGGGACGCUGUACACGGCGACGAGGGACGGGUGGCUGCAGAGGAUGCACCCCAACGGGUCGUGGGAGCAGUGGCGGUUCGUCGGCGGCACGGGCCUGCUCGGCAUCGCGCCCUCCGCCGACGGCAGCGUGCUCGUCUGCGACGCCGACAAGGGACUGCUGCGAGUUGAGGAGGGCCGUGUGACCAUCCUCGCCUCAACGGUCGAAGGCUCCACGAUCAGGUUCGCCGACGAGGCGAUCGAGGCAUCGGACGGCACGGUGUACUUCAGCGACGCCAGCACCAGGUUCGGCUUCGACCGGUGGUUCCAUGCCUACGUCGAGUCCCAACCCACCGGCCGCCUCCUCAAGUACGACCCGCGCACCGGCAAGGCGUCCGUCGCGCUCGACAACCUCUCCUUCGCCAACGGCGUCGCCCUGUCACGGGACGAGGCCUUCGUCAUCGUCUGCGAGACAGGGAGGUUCAAAUGCACGAGGCUGUGGCUGAAGGGGGACAACACCGGCCAGGCGGAGACGUUCGUCGGCGACCUUCCGGGGUCUCCGGAUAACAUCCAGCUAGCGCCAGACGGCUCCUUCUGGAUCGCCCUUAUCCAGAGGUCGCCGUGGCUGGACCUGGUCAUGCGCUGGACGUUCACGAAGAGGGUCGUCGCCUCGUUCCCGGCGCUGCUCGACGCGGUCCACGCCACGGGGAAGGGGGCGAUGGUGGCGCAGGUGUCGGAGGACGGCGAGGUCCUCCGCGUGCUCGACGACACAGAAGGGAAGGUGAUCAACUUCAUCACUUCAGUGACGGAGUUCAACGGAGACCUCUUCUUCGGGAGCCUCGCGACGAACUUCGUGGGCAAGCUAUCUCUGGCCAAGGUAGCACAGGCACAGGGACAGGCGGCGGCUUCUUCCUAGUUCCUAGACGGUGAAGUUUCAUCAUCCAUCGCCCUCAGAAUAAUAAAAGUCAUCGGGAAUCUCAAUCUCACUGUAGAUGACAGAUUCAGCACUGUGUCAUGCACUGCUUCAGGCAUCUCCAAAAGUUUGUGUGUUAGCUUAUUGGUAAAAUAUGUCAUGUCAUCAACCAACAUCUUAACAUACAACAACUGUAUGUAGUUUGUCCAAUAGGAUGUAAGAUAAUAAAUAAGGUGCUCUCUCAUUCUA